CCCUUGGCUUUGACAGCUGUUCGAAGUUUGCGUUGGAUUUCAAGGAUUUGAUAAUCCGUUUUUUUUAGCAAGCGUUUACUGUUUGAAAUGAAAUCUGCUUGUCUAAAAUGCCAGAAUCUAAUGCAUUAGAAAAUCGUUACGUUUCGUGCAUUCGAGUAAAUGGAAAGCCGAUUCUACCGCCAAUUUUGAACGAUGACAAACGAAGAGCGAUGCGACAGCUUAGAGAAGAAGCUAUUGCCGUUGAAUGCCGCUUAAAAGAAAAACGCCGGGCUCAACUUAUGGAACAAGUCCAGAUUAUUCUUGACAAAUGUGUGACAUUAGAUGAACUUAAUGUUUCCAAGGUAGAGCCAUCGAAGUACCGCCUAAUAAGCGAACCUCUUCUACAAACACCAGUGAGGCUUAACAGUUCACUUUCUCAGCCAGCCAAGCUACCAAAGCCAGUAACGUCGUACUCAUUACCAUCCACCCCAUUACUAGACGAAGUUUCAAUUGAGGAUCUUCACAAGAAGUUUUUAUCCAUGAAGCAGAAUUGCAAAGAUGUCAGCGUUUCAGAAUCAUCAGCAAUGAGCACUGAUUUAGGACCUUACAUGCAAGAUUCAGACUCAGAUUCUAGUUCUUCAGAUUCUUCUACACCUCGUGCAUUGACCUUGUCUGACACCGACAUUUCUACAAGUUUGGAUUGUUCUACACCCAUAAAAUCUCAAAGAGUACGACGCUUGUCAUACACGCUGGAAGCACCUAGUCCGGUGUUGUUGAAAAUGAUGCAGAACAAAGCAGCCGAACGAGAGAGAGCGACCAUUUUGGAUGUGCCUAGACUUAACCUUUCCAAUUCUGAUGAUUUGCCAAGAAAUGGUGCUGAUUCCUCCCAGGGGGGCAAUCAGCAAACGAGCAUGCUUCAGGUAACAGCAGUUCAAUAUUCCGCCACUGUAUCGGACAAGAAUCGAAAUAACGGAAGUCUAAAUGCAGCGCACAAUCUAAUGAACUUAAAUUUGCCCCCAAAAAACACUGAAGAUGUAAUCAACGGAAACUCGACUGAAAAACAAAAAGCCAACACUUCGCACAAGCCAAAUUUUGAAGCUAACAAAUCGAAACUUGAAAGUAUAGCAACAAACUGUGAUAACAACGGAAACUCACCCCGAAUUCAAGAUGUUCCCAAAUCUGGGAAUUUGAUUGAAGAAUUUUUAACGCAACAACAAAGACUCAUGAACGAAUUAUUAGAAAAGCAAGCCAAAGAACAAGAGAGAUUGGUGCAAUUAUUUAAAGAACAAGAAGAACAACUGAUGACACGAAUGCAAGCGCAAGCGUUGCAGCAGCCGUCAGUUGCCGAAAAUAAAAGUCCAGCUUGCCGCAGUUUGAAGCAGAGCUUCGACCGUUCGGCCAAGGCUAGGAGCCUGUUUGAAUCUGGCCGUCUUUCUGCAUUAGUUCGCGGCUAUUUGACUCGACGACUCUUAACCACCGAUCGAGUGCAGUCUAUCAUUCAAACCAUUCGCGACACGACAACCUGUCUCAAAGAAUUAAACCAGGGUAACAUGACGAUUUUGCCUAGCGAUAUUGAAUUGCAUAAACGUCUAAUUCAGCAGCUAAACGGAGCAAUCCAUUCGUUGCACGAAAUUUUUUUCGAGUGGGAUGUCAACGAAAGAAUGUUAGUUAUAGCACGUGACAGGGAGAAAAAAGCUGGCCUAAUCGUUACGGGAGUGUCGAUUCGUAUGCGGCCAAGAAGUCGUUCUCUCUCGUCAGCUACUGUCAAAAGUCUGGAGCGCAAAUUGACUAGACACGACAGCCAAAAUAGUAGCCGGCCAAGCUCAGCCUCCACUGCACAUCCACGCACCUCUCCGUCUAGUUUGGCCCCUUCUUCAGCUGAUCGCAAGCGAAGCCCUUCGUCCAGCGGAUCUUUCUCGUCUUUCAGUGCUGCGCCAUCAAAUGGAUCAUUACACGGCAAGAACAAACAUAAGCCGUCGACCCGAAAACCUUGGCGUUGCUGAUCUACUGAUCUACUACUUAUCGGAAAAAUUCAGUCCAUGUCUGUGUUGGUUAACGAAAGUCGCCUAGCUCUUAUUUUGUGGUGUAGGUUUGGUCAUUAACACAGGCACAACUGUACUUUCAUUCCCCGUGCAUGAAAUGUUUUUGGAAAGUCAAACUUUUUAUGAUCUCCUAUAUUUCCCUUAUUAUUUGUCCGGAAGUCCUACCUGUGUGCUCGCUCUUAAACCCGUUAAGUAUAAGAAUAAAAAAAAGCAAUGAUAUGGAGAAUUAUCAAAUAAAAUAGGCAAGUAAAGAAGAGAAGGAAAAAAAUGGAACGGUGAACUCAAUCUUGCAGCAAAUCCGUUGAUGGACGCAACACAAAAAAGUAAAUGACUGUGGAGGUCUGUGCAGCAGAAUGGGUUUAUUUGCGACCAGCAGCCUUCCCGCAGUGGGCGCGUGUAUAGGAGGAACCGUCACGCUCCUGGAGAUCCAUUGAACCCGUUUAUGAAAUACGUGAGGCAACUCACCACUGACCGAUAUUUUUUUUUCUCCAUCCAUUGCGGUUUCAGCCGCGAUGUUCAAUUUUCUCAGCAUCUCUCUUUUUUUUUUCUUUCUCGAACUCGAUUUGUUCCGAGUUGCAUCAUCUUCUACUUACCGCGAUGGGCUACCCCAAUUAUUAAUCAAGUCGGUGACUCGUCUUCGUGUUACAAGACCAUUUACUUCCUUCCAUGUUAUAGCCAAACUCACGCUGUGAAAAUCGCCGUGAUUAGUGAAGCUCGUUUGCCUGUUGCCGAGAAAUUCUCGCUGAUAUUUCUGUGGAACUUCUCGUUUCACUGCUUUAAUAUAUAUU
Daphnia carinata is the source of this 2809-nucleotide messenger RNA. Its product is annotated as centriolar coiled-coil protein of 110 kDa-like. The transcript has 3 exons. Gene Ontology annotation, biological process: regulation of cytokinesis; centrosome duplication; centriole replication. The record is from RefSeq and is a predicted model, not a curated record. NCBI's taxonomy places the organism in Eukaryota, Metazoa, Arthropoda, Branchiopoda, Diplostraca, Daphniidae. Gene Ontology annotation, cellular component: centriole. The coding region runs from base 108 to 1982 and encodes 624 amino acids.